Aspergillus neoniger CBS 115656 is the source of this 694-nucleotide messenger RNA. RefSeq lists its product as uncharacterized. The transcript is spliced from 4 exons. The coding region runs from base 130 to 537 and encodes 135 amino acids. The record is from RefSeq and is a predicted model, not a curated record. Lineage: Eukaryota; Fungi; Ascomycota; Eurotiomycetes; Eurotiales; Aspergillaceae.
GGCGACGGGACUCACUGCCUUUCACACCGUGUUGCUUCUUUGGGUUGGCCAACGUCAGCUUCCUCCGAGGGAUGAUCGGCAUCGUCUACGGUUAUUUUGUGCUUAACUUGUGUGGGUGUGGGUGUGGGUAUGCGUGUGCUUGUUGAUGACCUUCAGAAUGCAAUGCAACUCUUGAAAUUCUUCAUCUCGGCUAUAGGUCUUCUUCCGCGCUUGAUUAUUCGUCGUACCAACAACUCUUCAAUAGUCAUUCUUUGUUUCCUCUAUUUGUCAUGUAGUACCUAUGGCGUUCCUGCAUAUUCCUCAUACUGCCUAGCCUUCAAUCAGCUGGGUCGCGAAUUGCUUAUGUCUGUCAAGAUUGGGAGGUUACAAACUCUAAUUAAGACAGCGGCAAUUCCGUGUCUCAGAUGCAUCACAGGGUCCGUCCCGCGGUGGCAGUGCCAGCCACCAGGAUUGUGUCUGCCUAGUGCCUACAGUAGAGAUUCGUGGGGGUUAUGUUUGAACCUAGUCGCGAGGUUUCACCCGUCUGGUCGGUACUAACUAAAGUGAUAAAGUGACACGGAUUUUGUACUACGCUACCAUCUUGGGCCCGUGUUAUAUACCAUGUAUGAAUAUCCAUCAACGCCAUGCCCGGUCAAAUUUUCGGUGCUGAAGGUACCUACAUUAUCUAUGUCUAUAUAAUCAUCCUACCAUACCA